Hemibagrus wyckioides is the source of this 486-nucleotide messenger RNA. RefSeq names its product serine protease inhibitor Kazal-type 1-like. Lineage: Eukaryota; Metazoa; Chordata; Actinopteri; Siluriformes; Bagridae. Gene Ontology annotation, molecular function: protein binding. The record is from RefSeq and is a predicted model, not a curated record. The transcript has 4 exons. The coding region runs from base 53 to 379 and encodes 108 amino acids.
UUUUUGGAGGUUGGGAGGAGCAACAGAGGAGGAAGGAACAAAGCUGAUAUAAAUGCACACACAAGCAGAGGAAGAUAUUUUCUUGCUUGGAUCUCAUACACACACAUAUUCACACACUCACACACACACAUUCACAAUGAAGUUGGUGUUCCUGCUCAGUGCAUCUGUUCUCGUCUGUUUUGUUGCGCUCACGGCAGCUGAUGACAGCACCACACCCCGAAUGGUGAACUGUGAGAAGUAUGAAACCGAUGCGUGUACACGGGAACUGAUGGAAUUGUGCGGUGAUGAUGGGAACACGUACUCCAAUGAGUGUACGCUGUGUGUGGCGAGCAGGUAUGAGAACAAGGUCAUCAUGGUGGUGAAGAAUGGAAGGUGCUAACCUGCGUAACAUCUUUUGUGGUUAAUUUUCCAUUUUUAGCAGGAGAGCUAUGAGGAAAUGCCUCAAGCUACACAUAAAUAUGCAAAAAAAAAAAAAAAUACAAAUAA